UGCAUGAUAGGCUCCUGUCAAAGACUGCCUCAAAUCACGGUCCGAUUUCUGAAAUUUCAGUGCCGUAUAUUUCAGCUCCACUCUCAUUCUCUCUCUCUCUCUCUCUCUCCCUCUCAACGAGGCAAAGAGCUGCAGAGACGCGUCUCGCCUAAAAAGCAUACAAAAAGUCUCAACUUUCUCUCUUCUCUCUCACUAGAAUCUCCGAAUCAUCUUUCUUCGUUCGGUAGAUUUCACAUCCUAUACAUUUCAAUCUAUACACACAUUCACAUAUAUAUAUAUAUAUAGAAAUCGAAACCACCUCAACGACGACGAAGAUCAAGCCCGAGACGACGGCGUUUCAGUUCUCGGAUCCCAGUUUCGGAACCAGAGAUCUCUCAAAUGGCGAAGCGUGGAUAUAAAUUGCAGGAGUUUAUGGCUCAUUCGGGUAGUGUGAAUUGCCUUACUCUCGGGAAGAAGACGUGUCGACUUUUCGUUACCGGUGGGGAUGAUCAAAAAGUGAAUCUUUGGUCGAUUGGCAAGGCAACUUCAUUAAUGAGCCUAUGUGGUCACACAAGUCCAGUAGAAUCUGUAACAUUUGAUUCGACAGAGGUUUUGGUGCUUGCUGGAGCUUCUGCUGGUGUUAUAAAGUUGUGGGAUUUGGAAGAAACAAAGAUGGUUCGCACUCUUACUGGACACAGAUCCAAUUGCACUGCUGUUGAAUUCCAUCCAUUUGGUGAAUUUUUUGCCUCUGGUUCCAUGGAUACUAAUCUAAAGAUCUGGGAUAUCAGAAAGAAGGGAUGCAUUCACACAUACAAGGGUCAUACUCGAGGAAUUAGUGCUAUAAAAUUUAGUCCUGAUGGUCGCUGGGUAGUAUCUGGUGGAUUUGAUAAUGUUGUAAAGGUGUGGGAUCUAACUGCUGGAAAGCUCUUGCAUGAAUUCAAGCUCCAUGAAGGACAUAUUCGAUCCAUAGAUUUCCAUCCCCUUGAGUUCCUUUUGGCAACAGGUUCAGCAGACAGGACAGUGAAAUUUUGGGAUUUGGAGUCCUUUGAACUAAUUGGAUCAACCAGACCGGAGGCUACAGAGGUACGAUCAAUUGCCUUUCACCCAGAUGGAAGAACCCUGUUUUGUGGAUUGAAUGAUAGCUUAAAGGUUUAUUCAUGGGAGCCUGUAAUUUGUCACGAUGCUGUGGAUAUGGGAUGGUCAACACUGGGUGACAUCUGUAUACAUGAUGGAAAACUCUUGGGUUGCUCGUAUUAUCGGAACUCUAUUGCGAUUUGGGCAUCAGAUAUUUCGCUUAUCGAGCCAUGUGGGGCUGGCUUGGUAACUGAGCAGAAACAUGAUCUUCAGGAAAGUCCUUUGGAUAAAGUAGGGAGUCAUAGAACGACUGCUUCAAGUGUGCGCUGCCCAUCUCCAGAUUAUGAGAUUAAAGAGAUAAAAAAUAUAUACGUGGAUAGUGGUACUCCAGUUGCCUCGAAAAGAGUUGGUUCUUAUACGUCUCCUAAGGUUGUAAACCCCUCUGAUUCCAAGGAAAUCAAUAAUAUACAAGCCCAGAAGAAGGGUCCUGCAGUUGCUGUGCAUGCAAAAAAUAUUAGGCAAACAAAUACUAAAUCCUUCGUAGUACCUAGUGUUGUACCUCGGGACAAUGCUGAUGGAAAAGAAUCGGCCAAUUCUAGAAGAGAAUCUGUUAGCUCUGGGAGGGCCAGCAUUGGUAUGUCACUCAAGCCACCUCAUAUACGGAGGCCAUCAGCUACCAAAUUUGAUGGGGAGAGGCUGUCGGUGCCCAUUGAAUCUGAAUCUUUUUGCAAAAGAAGUGAUGAUACUGCAGUGUAUCCAAGCUUCCAUCACAGGCUUAUAGCAGAUGAUGAUGCUAGAGAAACCUCUGUGGAAAAGCAUUUGAAUAUCAAGAGUGUUGCAGAGAAGUUCGAAAAAGUUUUGUCACCAAAGGGACCAUCUAAUCAAGAAAACGGCAAUGACCCCCCCAGUAGCUCUGAAGGGACAAAUUCAGUUAAACUUGUCAAUGGAGUGGCAGUUGUACAGGGAAGGACGCGCUCUCUGGUUGAGAGGUUUGAAAGGAGAGAAAGAUUAAAUAGUGAUGAGGUUCAGGCACAUGAUACAACCGCUCAUAUAAUAACUGAGACUGCUAAAACAACCCCCAUGCUGAAUAGAGAUCCACAAAUUACUGGAAGGGAGUUGACAUCCUCAAAUGAUGGUGACUUAACUGAAGAUUUGAUGCAGAAUCAUGAUGUAUUCUUGAGUACCCUUCAGUCCCGCUUGACGAAAUUACAGGUGUUGCGGCAUUUUUGGGAUCGGAAUGAUAUUAAUGGUGCUAUUGAUGCUGUGAGGAAGUUGCCUGAUCAUUCUGUACAAGCAGACCUGAUGAGUAUUCUCAUGGAGAAAAUGGAGAUUCUCACCUUAGAUCUGUUUUCUUGCUUGCUGCCUGUGCUUUUGGGUUUACUGGAUAGCAAGAUAGAAAGGCAUGCCAAUAUUUCCCUGGAGAUGCUAUUGAAACUUGUUGCAGUCUUUGGACCAGUAGUCCGCUCAACCAUUUCAGCACCUCCAGUCAUUGGUCCCGAUCUUCAUGCAGAGAAAAGACUCGAAUGCUGCAGUCAGUGUUUUAUCCAUCUGCAGAAGAUCCCAAAAAUUCUUCCGGUGUUUAUAAGGAGAGGUGGUCUACUGGCGAAAUGUGCUCAAGAACUAAAUCUAGUUCUUCAAAACUCAUGACCCCCAUAAUCCACCACUGCCAUUGAAGGGGGUCAUGCACUAGCUCAGCUGUUAGCCUUUUAAUAGGAUUCACAUGAGAGCUAACCAUGUUGAUAUUGAGUCACCCACAAUUUUGUCUAUAUUAUGCCGAUACCUGUUUCAGCUGCUAGUAAGAGAUAGUCUCUCAAUACAUAGGUCUGUCGGCAGCGCGUUCUUCUAAUGAUUAUAGUAUGUAAUAUUUGACAAUCAUAUGUAUAUUGUACUUGUAAUAGUCCAACUAGAUGUGUACAUUGUGCUUCUUUAAUGCAAAUGAAAUUUAUGUUCCAUCUUGUCUUCUGGUGAUC
Molecule: messenger RNA, 3023 nt
Organism: Camellia sinensis
Lineage: Eukaryota; Viridiplantae; Streptophyta; Magnoliopsida; Ericales; Theaceae
Source: RefSeq, a predicted model, not a curated record